AUGAAUGAUCUACUUCAUCGUUCCCUAAGUUCUAAAAAGAGCCGGCAAGUUUGCAGUUAUGCUAAGUGCCAAGUUCUUUUCAUCCUUGAUGGUUUGGAAAAAUGUGAACUUCCUCUGGACUUUGCACCAAACACAGACCUGACUGACGUGGAAGAGCCGGCCUCGAUGGAUGAACUGCUGACAAACCUCAUCAAGGGGAAUUUGCUUCCAUCUGCCCGUAUCUGGAUCAUCUCUCAACCUUUGGGGGUUGACAAGAUUCCUCCUGAAUAUAUCCAGAGAGUGACAGAAUGCAGAGAGACCUUGGAGCGACGGAAGAAGCUGAUAUCGGCCCUCCAAAAAAAAUUUAGAGAAACCAUUGAAGAUGAAGACCUAAAUCAUUCCAACCAGACAAACACCGAACACGUCAUGAGAGAACUAACAAAGAGUGAAACCACUGAUGAAGAGAAAAAUGAAAGUGCUGCGGCAACAGCAGUGACUCAAGUAAAUGUGGUAUCUGAUAUAUUCAAGGAUAGCAGGGGAAAAAAGACAAGGAAUGUUCUGACUGUUGGUGUGGCGGGUAUUGGAAAAACAUUCAAUGUGGAGAGAUUUAUAAAAAAGUGGGCCGACAACAAGUCAGUUCUCACUUGGCUAGCAGAUACAGCAAGGUCCUUCAUGGGCACAUCCAAAAAUGAUCAAGUUAUAUUUCCUCUUAACCUGUCGAAGCUUAACUUGAUAAGAAAAGAAAAAAUCAGCCUGUUGGAGCUACUCAAUCAUUUCUUCGAGGAAACUAAAGAAAUAGUCAUCUCAAACUUUAAUCAGCUCAAAGUCCUAUUUGUCCUGGAUGGACUGGAUGCUCUUGAACCCGCUCUUGACUUUGAGAACAACGACAACAAUCAACCAGUUGAGGAUGUCCAGCAGUCAGCCUCAGUGGAUGUGCUGUUGACAAACCUCAUCAGAGGAACUCUGCUUCCUUCUGCACAACUCUGGAUCACCUCCAGACCUCCAGAAGCCUCCAAGCUGCCUCAUGCCUGUGUGGACAGGCAGACUGAGAUAAGAUAUAAGCCUGAUCUUGCAAGUCAAUGGUCAGUCAAAUCUCAGCUGAAGGAGCAGUUUACCCAUGUGACCAUGGGUAUGGACAUGCAGAAAACCUCCGCUCUUCUGAACGACAUCUACACAGAUCUCUACAUCAUUGAGGGGGAGAGAGGAGAGGUUGAAAUGCAGCAUGAGGCCAGACAGAUUGAUGGUGCAAAAUUCAAACCACAAGAAACUUCCAUUAAGUAUAACGCUAUCUUUGAUGCAUCAUCAGGAAAAAGUAAACAGAUCAAAUCUGUGCUAACGACUGGAAUGGCAGGCAUCGGAAAGUCAUUUGCAACAAUGAAAUACAUGCUGGACUGGGCUGAGGACAAGUCACACACAGACAUCUUUUUCAUGUUCCCACUUUCUUUCCGAGAGCUGAAUUUGAGAAAAGGUGACGAGCACAGCUUAGAGGAACUUAUUUUCAGCUUCUUUCCGGGAAUGAAGACGUCAGAAAUAAAAGACUAUGACAAGUACAAGAUCCUGAUUGUCCUGGAUGGUUUUGAUGAGUGUCGCCUUGAUGUUGACUUCAGUGAAAGUGAGUACUGUAGGGAUGUGGAAAAGCAAACAUCAGUGAAGGUCCUGCUGGCAAACCUUAUCAAAGGCAAUCUGCUUUCUAAAGCCCAAAUCUGGAUCACAUCCCGACCUGCAGCAUCCAACAGUAUCCCUGCUGAUAAAGUUGACCGGGUUACAGAGGUGCGAGGCUUCAAUGAUGACCAGAAAGAAGAAUACUUCAGGAAGAGAUUCGAUGACAAGGAACUUGCUGAGAAAAUCUUGUCACAUGUCAAGAAUUCAAGAACUGUUUACAUCAUGUGUCACAUCCCUGUGUUCUGUUGGCUCACAUCAAAAGUUCUGGAGGAUUUUGUGGAAAGAAAAGAAGAAGGAAAGAUGCCCAGCACGCUGACUGACAUGUACAUACACUUCCUUUUGUUACAAUGCAGGCAGGCGAAUGUGAAGUAUGGCACAGGUGAGACGAGUGAGAAUUCUGAGCCUGAUUCAUGCUGGAACCAGAGAAACAAGACAACGGCUGUUUCUCUGGGGAAGUUGGCUUUUGAAGGACUGGAGAAGGGAGACCUUGUCUUCACUGAGGAAACUUUGACAGAGUGUGGUGUCAACAUCACAGAAGCUGCAGUCUUCUCUGGUGUUUUUACCCAAAUCAAACGAGAAGACUCUGGGCUCUACCAGCAGAAACUCUUCUGCUUUGCUCAUAUGAGCAUUCAAGAGUUCAUGGCUGCUUUUUAUGUGUUUCACACAUUCAACAACGAAGCUGUUAAUCUGCUGACAAAACCCCCUUCAACAGUCACAGACAAGCCUGAUUUCUACAAGACAGCAGUAGACAGAGCCUUAGGUAGCAAAAAUGGAGACUGGGAUCUUUUCCUCCGCUUCCUUCUUGGCAUUUCUCUGGAGACAAACCAGACUCUCCUGAAAGAUCUGUUAAAGCAGACAGAAAACAGCAAAGAGACCAAUCAGGAAACCAUUGCCUACAUCAAAGAAAAGAUCAGAGAAGAGAAAAGUGAUGCUGAUCAGAAUUUCAAUCUUUUUCACUGCCUGAAUGAGCUGAAUGACCAGUCUCUGGUGGAAGAAGUCAAAAUGUACCUGCGCUCUGAAACAGUCACAUUUGAGAACUUCUCCACAUCCCAGUGGUCAGCUCUUACCUUUGUUCUGCUGACUUCAGAUGAAAACCUUGAUGUGUUUGAUCUGAAAAAGUACAGAAAGUCAGAGAAAGUACUUCUUGGGAUGCUGCCGGUGGUCAAAGUCGCCAAAACUGCUUUGCUGAGUUGGUGUGAGCUCACUGAAGAAUCCUGCAACGGUCUCCUCUCUUCAGUCCUCACCGCUGCAUCCUCAAAUCUCACCGAGCUUGACCUGAGUCAUAACGACCUGAAGGAUUCUGGUGUGAAGUUUAUAGCUGAUGGCCUGAAGAGUUUACACUGUAAGCUGGAGACUCUCAAACUGUCUGGCUGUCAGGUGACAGAGGAAGGCUGCUCAUACUUGGCCUCAGCACUCAGGUCCAACACGGCCUCCUCCCUGAAACACCUCGAUCUAAGUUACAACCAUCCAGGAGCCAAGGGGGCAGCGAUGCUCUCUGCUAUAGCUGAGGAUCCAGAUACAAACCUGAAGACAGUCUGCUUUGACUUCUGUGGAGAGCAUCGUUUAAAACCGGGGAUAAAGAAAUAUGAUGGAUGUCUGAAACUUGAUGAAAACACAGCAAGCAGGAGGCUCGUUCUGUCUGAUGGACACAGGAAAGUGAGAACUGUGAAGAAGGUGGAGGAAAAGGUGCAACGAGAAGAAAAUGAGGAAAGGUUCAAGAGGUCUCAGGUGUUUUGUGAAGAGGGCCAGCAGGGUCUCUGCUACUGGGAGGUGGAGUGGAAAGGGACUGUCGGCAUUGCAGUGGGUUAUAAAGAAGUGGGAAGGAAAUGGGACAGGAAGUGUGGUUUGGGAUGCAAUGACAUGUCCUGGAGUCUGCUCUGCUCAAAGGGUGGAUACACUGCCAUACAUGGGACAACAUCCAAACAUAUUAAUGAACCAUUUUCCCAGAAAAUAGCAGUGUUUCUGGAUCAGAAAGCUGGUACUCUGACUUAUUACAGUGACAUUUCAGGAGAGCUGAGCCCCAUACACACCUUCAAAGCCAAAUUUAAACAACCAGUCUAUCCAGGCUUCUGGUUUAAGAGGGGUUGUGCCACUCUGUGUGAGAUAGAUAAAACCCCUCUGCGAUGGAGUGAAAUCAAGCCUCAACAGCCAGAGCAGAAGAAAAAAAGCAGAAGCCAAAGUUGCAAAAUUCACAGUCCCUCAAAAAGGCAACUUGAAGAGCUCCAAAAGUGAGUCACAAACGUGCAGCAAACACACUUAAAGAAAGGUGCAAAACACCCCAGCACCCUAAGAAUAGAGCACUUGGGACUGGUCUGCAGCCCCAUACAUACUUACAUAUGUCUAUUUUGACAACAGAAAUAAUCAUGUUUACAGCCUGGUUCAAGAUUGAAUUUGCUCCAGAUAGCUCAUGAUGUGAUUGGUACACACUGCACAGGUACUG
This is a messenger RNA of Cheilinus undulatus (humphead wrasse), 4081 nucleotides long. Its product is annotated as NLR family CARD domain-containing protein 3-like. NCBI's taxonomy places the organism in Eukaryota, Metazoa, Chordata, Actinopteri, Labriformes, Labridae. The coding region runs from base 1 to 3873 and encodes 1290 amino acids. The record is from RefSeq and is a predicted model, not a curated record. Gene Ontology annotation, molecular function: protein binding. The transcript has 7 exons.